AUGCGGUCCUUGGCUGCAGGCAUGGUUGUUACUGGUGUUCCUCUUGAGCUGAACACUCCCGCCACCCGCGUAGCGGACAAUAGCUGUGGAUUGCAAUCGCGGAAGAGCGAAAGCCGGUUUCUAACAUCGUGCGGCUGCAAUCCUGGUGAGCCUGUGAGACAGCGAAGAACUCCUGCACUGAGGACGCGAUUGUGCCCCGAAGCGAAUGAGGCGUUGAGGUGCAUCCCGUCAGCAAAAAACCAUGUCGCCGCACGCUGCCGCUCGGCCGCUACAUGGACGCCGCAAUCCAACGUCGAAGAAGCCUCAUUUCAGGACUAUCAGUCUCAAGGCAACGCCAGCGAUGCCUUAAGACAUUCUGUAUCAUGUAUCAUAAGUGUCGUUAUUGGUAUGAUGAAGGAGAAGAGCGCAACGUGCAGCAAGAUUGCAGUCAUGAUUCAGCUACCCGCAGUGCUAUCAUUUCGACCGGAUCCUGGCAAGCAGAAUGACACGAUUGGUAUCACGACUGCGCAACGGCGCUUGAGGCCCAGUAAUGGCCGCGGGUCACAACGUACAAUCCUAAAUAGAGAUGCGUGUGGUCUGAAAUAG
Macroventuria anomochaeta is the source of this 585-nucleotide messenger RNA. RefSeq lists its product as uncharacterized. The transcript is spliced from 4 exons. Bases 1 to 585 code for a protein of 194 amino acids. Lineage: Eukaryota; Fungi; Ascomycota; Dothideomycetes; Pleosporales; Didymellaceae. The record is from RefSeq and is a predicted model, not a curated record.